Molecule: messenger RNA, 1942 nt
Organism: Chlamydomonas reinhardtii
Lineage: Eukaryota; Viridiplantae; Chlorophyta; Chlorophyceae; Chlamydomonadales; Chlamydomonadaceae
Exons: 9
Coding region: 429-1319 (296 amino acids)
Source: RefSeq, a predicted model, not a curated record
UGUAUGGUGUCAGCGACUAGGUUCGAAGGGCCUUCUCGAUCGGCUGCGUGUGCGUCGGUGAAGCCACUGGCGUAAGCGCACCCCGCCCUAAACCGGGUGCGAGCGUCCUUGCAGUGCAUAUCUUCCGAGUUCCUCUUUCUACUGUGUAUUUUAAGAACACACGCUGGCGUAAUCUUCUUCCAAGCGCAAAACGCGAGCUCGGGUUACAAUAACCGCCCAAUUUCGUGCUUGGCCUUUAACCCCACUUUAACCCAGAAGUUGCUAUAAAGACGCGCCGGCCACAUACAUUCUAUCAUCGUCUUCAGUCCAAGUACUCGUGAAGCACACUUGUUGCUUAACCUGCAUAACUACCACGUACCAGCGACGCCCGGUAGUGUCUUACUCAAAUCGAUCUGCAACAACACACAAGCUUCGAGCUGCAUACAGUGAUGUCCAUGCGUCGUCCGAUUGUGGCGGCCCUUGUGGCCCUCGCCGCCCUCGCUGGCUCGGCAAAUGCCCUGAGCGCUCUGGAGACUGCGGUUCUCAACUUUGCGCUCAACCUGGAGUACCUGGAGGCCAACUUCUACUCGUGCGCUGCCUACGGCAAGCCCAUCGCCCAAGCCUACUGGGGUGCUAACGGCCAGAGGCCUCUGGGCUGUGAGAAGGCCAAGCUCUCCACCACCUACUUCCAGCUGGCUGACGAGAUUGCUCAGGACGAGAUUGCCCACGUGCGCGUGCUGCGCUCCGUGCUGGGUGAUGCCGCCGUGGACCAGCCCCUGAUGGACAUUGGCAACGCCUUCGCCGUCGCCGCCAACGCCGCCGCUAGCCUUGCCUUCAACACCAGCAUCACGCUGGAGCCCGCCUUCUCGCCCUACUCCUCCGACAUUACCUUCCUGCACGGCGCGUUCAUCUUCGAGGACGUCGGCGCCACCGCCUACGCCGGCGCCGCCGCCUUCCUGGGCAACUCCACCUACCUGACCGCCGCCGCCCAGAUCCUGGCUGUGGAGUCCUACCACGCCGGUGCCGUCCGCGCCCUGCUCAUCAAGCAGCAGAACUCCGUGGCCCCCUUCAAGAAGCCCAGCAACGACCUGCGCGUGCGCACCAUCAUCCAGGCCAUCUCCGACCUGCGCGAUGCCGUGGACGGCGACAGCGACGACGACCAGCCCAUCAUGGUCCUGCAGGGCCGCCAGAAGUGGCGCAGCAACCACGUGCCCGCCGACUCCAACGGCCUCAUCUACACCCGCAGCACCAGCCAGGUGCUCAAGAUUGUGUACCUGGGCGGCACCACCAAGGGCGGCUUCUUCCCCAACGGCCUCAACGGGGACAUCAAGAGCGCUUAAAGCGAUUGCCUUGCGGCAUAGCGAGUAGCGCAGCGUGAGACGUGUUAGCUAUGUACAUUUGUGCUGAAUGUAUAGAAAGGGAGCGACCUUAAAAGAGAGGCCUGCAGUUUUGGGUUCGGGCACGUGAUCACUGUGUGAUCAUUUUGUGGAUGCUGACGUUUUGAAUGGUUGAGACCUGACGACUAUUGAGGGGCUGGGGCUGUCGCUCAGGACACCCAGCCCGGCUGCUGUUGCCUGUGCCGAACUGCAUCCCUCGGCAUGCGUGGGGGGUGUAGCAAUGCGUGGCCAGCGGUGGGGAGUGUUACUACAGCUGUAACUGUCGGCUGUGCGUGCACGCGGGGUUGUGUGGGCUUCCUCCCAUGUAAAUAGCCUGUACCUUGUUACCUGAGCCACUACCUUACCUCUUCCUCUCGGCAUUUGGUUUGUUGGGCUUCGCGCUGGGUUGCGCUGGUUUUGGUGCGGUCACUGGUGUUCGACGCUGAAACGUUCCAGUUUGACACCGCAUAUGCCUGGGGCUGUAGGAAGUACGGAGGUGUUCAACGCGCAUACACAUGCUUCGACACCUGAUCAUUACUGCAUCGUUAAGCACCGAUGGGUCUUUGUGCGUGUAAGAACACUUCUUC